AAAAAAAAAAAAAAAAAGGCCAAAAUAUAUUCAAAACAAAAAAUCAGUUCACAAUGUCAUUUUUAGUAGUAGAAUAUCAUAACCAUACCAUAUGAAAUCAGGCAGAUCAAAACUUUAUAUCGUCAGUUCGCCUUUUGGCUUGUUCAAGUGAUAAUACGAUUAGUAUAAAGAGGCAGAACUUGUCUCGUCAUUUAUGUCAUUUUCAAUUCAUGUGAGGAAUUUCAAAAACGCAUAAUUUUUUUCUUUGUUUAUUUGUAUUCCCGCUUUCUCUCUUUCUUUUUCCUAAAAAAAAAAUGUCUUUUUCUUUACAAUUAAAGGCAAGCGAUACUACGCCAAGCUACAAAGACAUGAUAAAGCAAUUAGCAGCACAAGCACCAGAGCCUUAUGGAGCUAUUCCCCCACGUAUAAAAAGAAAGAAAAAGAAAAAACCAGCACUAGACCAUGUAGAGAAUUGGAUAGCAGUCGAUAGUAAAGAAAGCUUACCGGAUGAACAAGACUUGGUACAUGAUCUACAAGAGUCAUUGUGACUUUGCAUAUGCCACCACCUUCA
Messenger RNA from Gilbertella persicaria, 550 nucleotides. RefSeq lists its product as uncharacterized. The coding region runs from base 294 to 527 and encodes 77 amino acids. Lineage: Eukaryota; Fungi; Mucoromycota; Mucoromycetes; Mucorales; Choanephoraceae. The transcript has 3 exons. The record is from RefSeq and is a predicted model, not a curated record.